Aspergillus homomorphus CBS 101889 is the source of this 1808-nucleotide messenger RNA. RefSeq names its product putative UBX domain protein. The record is from RefSeq and is a predicted model, not a curated record. Bases 207 to 1754 code for a protein of 515 amino acids. Lineage: Eukaryota; Fungi; Ascomycota; Eurotiomycetes; Eurotiales; Aspergillaceae. Gene Ontology annotation, molecular function: protein binding. The transcript has 2 exons.
CACUUCUUACCUUCACCUCUGUCCUGUCAACCUCGGCCCUUCUUCUUCCCUUGUACAAAUUAGUUGGUUACCGUUGUCCUUUGCUAUUAGCCUGAGCUCUCCAGACAAUCUCCAGGUUGCUGGAAACCCUCCAGUCUAUCCCAGCUUGCUGUUCUUUCUCUACCCCAACUGCCACAUCCCGCAACUUUUCAUCCUCUCACCCCACCAUGAGCUCCCAUGUCGUGGUCCUAGACUCAACAGCGCGAAGGGCGACGGUCAAGACUACCCCGGGCAAGCACCUGACCGACAUCCUGCAAGAGGCCUGCACCAAACUUGGUGUAGACCCCAGUCAACAUGGGCUGAAGUACAAAGGUAAAGAGCUCGACAUGUCGCUCGUCUUCCGGCUAUCGGGACUCACCUCCGGUGCCAAGCUGGAGCUGGUUCAGUCGUCCCGGUCCCCGUCUGUCGUCACUGUCGCGUUACAACUCCCCGAAUCGGAAGCACGAGGGGCGCCCAACGGACGUCUCAUGGACAAGUUCCCGAGCACAACAACGAUCUGGUUCAUUUUGCGGAAAUUCGAGGCGGGCGUUGCGGGCGGUGCUACAACCCGCAAUCUGACGGGCCGGGGUGUACCAAGUGGCAAUGAGGGCGCAGGUAGACUAUACUACGAAACACCGGUGGUUCAAGUGCUACAAAGGGAAUUAUCCUCUCUCACAGACUUUCAAAAGUCGCUAGCACAGUUGGGUUUCAACAGCGGGAACGUGCUACUGAGGCUCAGCUUCCGGCGAACGGAAGAGCCAUUAGAGGAAGCGAUGGUCAAGAUCCAGGAAUACUUCCAGUCCUCCGAGGACAUAGUUCCAAAGCAAGAGGAGCUGCCUGCAUCUACAGAAAAGCCCCUCGAGAAUGGUAUCCCCGAACAGCGGGACCCCGAGCCCGAGACCGAAUCUGCCAAUACGUCCACGGCCGUGUCGGUGCCAGAACAACCCGCCCCUCCUGCACCCCAAUCUACUAUAACAUCCGCAGGUCCCUCCGAAGUCCCCGCUGGCUUCUCCCGGCCCGUGACGGUCUUCUCUCCCCCAUCCGGCGACACGCCUCAGUCCGCACAAACCACCUACAACGAAGCCGACUACAUCCCAUCAGUAGACCACGCACAAGCCCACCAACGACGGCUCAACGCCGCUUCGCGACCGCAACGACUCCCCACCGACGCCGAGAUCGCCGCCAAAGCCGCCGCCGAGCAGGAAAAGUUGGCGGCCGUGACCGAGGUAGAGGUGAAGGUCCGUCUCCCCGACCAGAGCCAAGUCGUCGCCAAGUUCGGCCGGCAAGACACGGGGCGGGCGCUGUACGAUUUCGUGCGCAAUUGUCUCGCCGCGCCGUUCGCCGGCGCCGAGAGAUUCACCAUCACAUACCUUCCACUGGGAUCCGUUGGCUCGCGCGGCGGCGGCGGCGGAAGCGGCCGGAAAAUCCAGGAGGUGAUUCCGGACUCCGAGCAGACGCUCCUGAUCCGAGAUCUGGGCUUGGCAGGCCGGGUGUUGGUCAACUUCAGCUGGGACGAGAGUGCUUCCCCGGCGGCUCACGCGGGCCGCGAGCUUCUGAAGCCCGAGCUGCGGACCCGGGCCCAGGUGAUCAAGGUGGAGCAGCCCCCUGAGGUGAUGGACACCGCCGAAAACGUGCGUAGCCGGACACUGGGGGCCACCAGCAAUGAGAGCAAGACGGGGGAGAAGCGGAAACCCGGCGGCAUACCCAAGUGGUUGAAGUUGCCUGGCAAGAAAUGAAAGAGAUGAUUCAUGAUAUAUCCAUCAUGUAAGGAAGUUCGACUUUAGAUAAUG